ACCACGCCAAAAGAUCACUUGCACAGUAGCAUAACUCAUCCGUUAUUGUAUUUUAAUUUGGUCUAUUUUACAUUGACAGUGUUGACUAAAGACUUCACCGCCGAUGGCCAUGGCAACCGACGGCGACACUUGCCCCAUCCAGUUCCUCCACCGCCGACCAACCGCUGGUGGCGGCGGCCAAUGGCACAACAUCGGCGCCGCCUACGCCGCCGUGAGAUUCCUCCGCCCGCAGGGUCGCUCCCUCGUCCUGUACUCCGACCCCGACGAGCAGCGGCGCAUCGUGUUCGCCUACCCGAUCCUCCCCGGCGACGCCUUCGAGAGGAUGGACGGCGAGACGCUCUACUGGGCGGAGCCGGAGUGCGGCGACGAGUUCGCGCUCCGCUUCCUCGACGAGGCUGCCUGCGCCGCCGUCUGCGCCGCCAUCUCACCGGUGACGCCGGCCGCACUGGACGGCCUCGCGGAGAGGCUCGCCGGGCUGCGCGUGGCGAGGGAGGGUGGCGCGUCCGCCGGAGGGGACAUCGCCGGCCGGCUUGCUGCGCUCAGCAUAGGCCCUCCCAUGAAUCGACCAACACUAACUAACUAGGGUUUUUGCCUGAAUUAUGUCAGGUUUUAUGUGAAUUAUGCCGCCGUCAUCGUCUUGAUGUAGAAUUUCUUUCUACUCUGCCCUGUAUAUGUCUGGUGUGAAUUAAUAAUGGUACUGGUCAUUUACGCCUGCAAGAUUUUCUUUCAUACUUGACCUUGAUCAUCCAGACCUGCAGUUAUCAUCAACCAGAACAGAAGAGUGAAACUUUUUUUUUGUUCAUAGAAGAGUGAAACUUAAAA
Messenger RNA from Oryza brachyantha (malo sina), 822 nucleotides. RefSeq lists its product as uncharacterized. The coding region runs from base 104 to 583 and encodes 159 amino acids. The transcript has a single exon. Lineage: Eukaryota; Viridiplantae; Streptophyta; Magnoliopsida; Poales; Poaceae. The record is from RefSeq and is a predicted model, not a curated record.